AUGGGUACGACACUGUUGCCAGAACACAUCGCUCCCGUCCAGGGAUAUUCAACAGGCAUCUCCCAGCCGUCCAUUGAAAGCGCCCACGUGGGCUACAUAGUGCGCAUCUCCGUCGAGCAACUGGGCAUGGAGUCGACUGCGAGCACUGUGGAGGUUGCCGAGCCGAUGACAGAGAAGGCAUACGACGGUGGAGAGACAAUUAGCGACGAAGGCGAGCGCAUGCAGAGGGUCGUCGCGACUCGUACACGCUCGGAAAAAGCUAGGGUUAUUGCCCGAGUAUGUGAAGACCGCACGCGUGAAAGCGCUAGUGAACAUCAUAAAGAAGAGCGGGAACAUGCAGAAGGAGGGGGGACGGCGAGGGGGGCAGUCGUGUGA
Molecule: messenger RNA, 375 nt
Organism: Phytophthora nicotianae INRA-310
Lineage: Eukaryota; Oomycota; Peronosporomycetes; Peronosporales; Peronosporaceae
Exons: 3
Coding region: 1-375 (124 amino acids)
Source: RefSeq, a predicted model, not a curated record